Molecule: messenger RNA, 1281 nt
Organism: Dermatophagoides pteronyssinus (European house dust mite)
Lineage: Eukaryota; Metazoa; Arthropoda; Arachnida; Sarcoptiformes; Pyroglyphidae
Source: RefSeq, a predicted model, not a curated record
CCAUUUAAAUCGAUCGAUUUGUUUUUUUUAAAUGUACACACCGGGCUUGUGAUUACCUGGUGAUAUUGUUUUUGAUUUUAUUUUGCAAUUUUUUGAACAAAAGUAAACAAAAACAAAAUCAUGAAAAUUGAGAAAUUUCAUUUUGUUAACAUUUCAUUUUUUGCUUUUCAACCGAACCAAACAAACCUCAGCAACAUGAAUCCAUUCAAACAAUCAAAUGAAAAUAUAAAAAUUAGAUAUUUUUUCCGACAAGGUUUUCAAUCAUUAAAAUUUUUUAAUUUACGUAUCAAUUAUAACCUUAAUGAUUAUGAACAGAGAAAUAUUUCUUGGUCAUUUUCAACCAUCAAACAAUCUAUUUUGAUUACAAUGAAUGGUUGGAUAACCAUUCUAUAUUUACUUUGUUGGAUAAUAUGGUCAAAAAAUGAUUAUCUAAUUAGUAUCGAUAUAUAUAAUAAAAUUCUUCAUCUAAAUAAUGGUAAUUUUAUUGUAAUCGAAUUAAUUAUUGUAUUUAUAUUACGUGAAUAUUUAUAUUAUAAACAUUUAUUACAAUUUAUUAAUUAUAAAUCAAAAAUUAAUGAUUUUUUAAUUAAAUAUUGGCAUUAUGAUGAUAAUGAAUUAUUAUCAGAAUUUCGAAAUCAUUUGAUUCAAUUUUAUCAAAAAUCUCGCCUGAUAGCCAUUAUUUCUUAUCGUAUUUUUACCAUCGGAUUAUUGGGAAUCAUUUUUAUUUUCGGUUAUUUUUCCUAUCAUUUAUAUGAAUGCGAUCAAAUUAAUUUGAUAAAAUUUCUAAUGUCAACAAUAUUUUUUUUCUUAACCAUUUGUCAAUGUAUCUAUAUUAUUGGUGAUUCAUUUAUUAUGAUAAAAAAACUGUUCUGGAAUCAAUUUCAUCAAGAAUAUGUAAAUCUUUAUAGCGAAAUUGAUCAAUUUAAUUUAACACUUUGUUCGAUAUUAUUAUUUACUGAAUUAGUAUCCAAAUCUUCGGCUGUAAUUUGUUUAUUAUUUUAUAGUCAUCAGAUAAAAAUGCAUAUGCAAAAUACAUUAAUUACAUUAAUAUUUAUAACAAUAUUUAUUUCGAUAAAUAUUCUUAAUUUUCGCAUAGCUAAUUUACCAUCAUAUAAUCGUAUUUGUUGGCUAUCUAUACAUCGUUGGAUUGCUCGAUCACAAUGGUUAAAUUUGAAACGAAAAAAACCCAAGAAUAACUUGCCACUACGAUAUUCAUUUAAAUCACGUCUAUUUCUGCAGUCGAUGACCAACAAUCUAUUUGGUUUUACUUGUGGUCGAUAG